Molecule: messenger RNA, 405 nt
Organism: Ficedula albicollis (Collared flycatcher)
Lineage: Eukaryota; Metazoa; Chordata; Aves; Passeriformes; Muscicapidae
Product: bolA-like protein 2
Exons: 3
Coding region: 16-285 (89 amino acids)
Biological process (GO): intracellular iron ion homeostasis
Cellular component (GO): nucleus; cytosol
Molecular function (GO): 2 iron, 2 sulfur cluster binding
Source: RefSeq, a predicted model, not a curated record
CACACGGAAGCGGAAAUGGAGCCUCCGACAGCGGAGGAGCUGCGGGAGCGGCUGCGGGAGAAGCUCCAGGCGGAGCACGUGGAGGUGCAGGAGAACCCCCAGCUCUGCCCGGGCAGUUUUCGCCUUUUCGUCGUUUCCGGAAUUUUCCGCGGCCUCAAAACGCUGCAGAGGCACCGGCUCGUUAACGAGGCGCUGGGGGAGGCGCUGGGGCGGAUCCACGCGCUGGAGCAGAAAACGCUGACGCCGGAGCAGUGGGAGGAGCAGCGGCGCGCCUCAUUAGCAUAAAUAUGCAUAGCUAAUUAGGCGUUAAUUGGCUCCGAUUGGCCGAAAAUGGAGGGGGAGGAUGGGGGGGGGUGUCUCAUUUGCAUGAAUUUGCAUAAUUAUAACAAAGGUCGUGUGUGAUGA